This is a messenger RNA of Cladocopium goreaui, 703 nucleotides long. NCBI's taxonomy places the organism in Eukaryota, Dinophyceae, Suessiales, Symbiodiniaceae. The record is from the annotation of a GenBank genome assembly.
AUGAUGGUUGCAAGGGGAGUGUCAGAACCUGCCUACAUCAGCCUACCACCGGGAUUGCGGCUUUCCGUUGAGCCUCCAGAGGAUGUGCCCUUGCCGCAGGACACUCCAUGCAAGGUUGACCCCGCCACGGUCUCAACCUCUCCGGGCGAAGAUGCCUCCGAGUCCAGUUUGUCCCACAACUGGCAACCAACGGAGGGUAGCCUCGGGCACCCGGAGCUCUGUCAUCGCCCAUGCUUAUUCUUUGCUCGCGAACGAUGCCAAAGUGGAAGCGAAUGUCGAUAUUGCCACCUCGAUCAUUCAGACCGUCCAGCUGGCCUCGAUAAAAGCCAGCGUCAGGCGGUGAAGUUGCUCUCGCAGGGUCAACUGCUUUCCUUGCUUCUACCUCACUUGCAGACGCGUGCAGAAGAGAGAGGCUUCCUUGAGGAAGCAGAGGACAUCCUUCAACUAGCAGGGCAAAGCUCAGAAGAACCGAUAGCCAUCUCAAACACACUGCAGCGGAAGCUUCACAAGGUCUUUCGGAAGAUGAGCUUCUCAGGAAUGUUGGGCCUUAUUCGUCAGGCAAUGACCGAAGGAGAAGCCGAAGAGCUCUCUGCCGCCACAAACCGCUUGCGGACAAGUUUGAGCGCUCGUCAGAGCAUUUGGGCAGCUGCAGGAGUUCGGGCGGUGGAGGGCAAUUCCAAGGGUGUGAAGAAUGCGCCGGCAC